GUGCUGUUGAGGGUCAACAUUGAUGCGCUCACUUCCUGAUGGGGGUCGUGGCGGGUGUCAUAUGACCCGAGGUCAAUCGUCUGCAUGGCCACUCUGUGCCUACAUCUCCCAUCAUGCCUCUGAGGUGUCGGCGGCGAUGACCGCCUCUGUGCCCUGUGCCCCAUCCCAAGGAGCCAACCCACAUCUGGCAGAAACAGCUGCGCCAGCGGAAGCGCAUUGUCCGGAUGCAGCAUAUCAGGGCAGCAGAGGUGGCUGUGUGUGCGCGUCUGUGCGGGAAACGAUAGCCAAGAGAGGGCAACUAUGCUCCCUGACGAGGACCGUGACGAUCUUUGCGCGGCCAUAGCCAUGCUGAUCUUGCUUCUGUCGGAGUAUCAGCGCCUCCGUGCACAGGUGGCUGCCAGGCGGCGGCAGUUGCGGGAACAACUGGGGAGGUGGCUACUCCGCCGCAGCAAGCUGCGGGCCGCCCUCUGCCGAACGAGGCUAGCCAUGCUGGCCGCGUAUGGCGACUACGUCCGCGAGACACGCCGCCGCUUCUGGGUCCGGCCGAGGAGCAAGGACUGGUGGGAGAACUUUGUCCUGAAGGAGUGGGACGAUGAGCAAUGGCUGAGCCAUUUCCGCAUGAGCAGGGGCACCUUUUUUGAAAUCGUGGAGGAGUUGCGGCCGCAUCUGGACAGGAGGUUGACUGUCAUGCGUAGACCUAUCCCAGUGGAGAAACGCCUAGCCAUCACCCUAUGGAGGCUGGCUACCCCUUGCGUCUACAGGACCACAGCAGAGCAGUUCGGGGUAGGCUGCUCUACGGCGGCACAAAUAGUCCUGGAGGUGUGCUUUGCCAUGGAAGUGACCCUCCUAUCUCGUACAGUCAAGAUUGGGAACGUGGCAGAGAUCAUGCAUGGUUUUGGGGAGCUGGGGUUCCCUCAUUGUGUGGGCGCGGUGGAUGGCAGCCAUAUUCCUCUCCAAUCUCCGAUACACCAAGCCUCAGAAUACAUAAACAGGAAGGAUGAGUACUCCAUGAUUCUGCAGGGGACCUGCGACCACAAGGGGCGGUUCAUCAAUGUGGAAAUAGGAUGGAGCGGCAAGAACCAUGAUGCCUAUGUCUUUGCCAACUCAGGCCUCUGUGAGACGAUGGAUGCAGGUGUCUUCGUGCCUACCCAUCCAACAAUCAGAUUGCACGGCCAGCAGAUUCCACCCCUCAUUAUUGCGGAUGGCGCGUACCCUUUGCGUGAGUGGUUGAUGAAACCCUAUGGUGGGGCACUCACUCCACAGCAAGCCCACUUCAACCGCUGUCUUAGGCGAGCACGCCUUGUGGUGGAGCAGGCGUUCGGCCGCCUCAAGGGGAGGUGGCGGAGCAUAGGCGUGCGCCUGGAGCUGGCCGAAGAAAACAUCCCUUCGGUCAUCAGUGCUUGCGUCAUCCUGCACAACAUCUGCGAAACCAAGGGGCACGCCAUGCUCGUGGAGGCGGCGGAGCACAAUUCUGUUGAGCUGGCUACUCUGGGCGAGCCCUACGUCAAUGAGGCCAAUCGGCACACCCGGGAAGGGCACAAGGGCUUCAACGUGCCCGCCUCCGGGCUGUGUGCCAGGAGGAGCCUGUUGCAGCUGAGGAGGAGCAGCACCCAGCAGAGGAGGGCAGUGGGGAGGGAGGCCCCCCUCCUGAGGCGGCCCCCCCAGAGCAACCUCCCUGCAGCCCACCCACCGCACCACCUGGUGAUGGAGCUGCUGUGGCUGUGACGCCAGAUCUCAUGCGGUCCUUCAGCCGCUUAGAGGGGGCGGUGCGCAGAACAAUGCGCUCCUUGGAACGGAGGGUCACCCGCCUGGAGCGGGACGUCCGGGCCAUAAAGACAUCCUGCAGGCAGGAUGCUCACGACCAGCAAGGCCCCUGACUGUGGCGUUUUUAUUUUUUUAUUACUGUGUUUGAAAAUAAUGGUUUUCAUUAAAAUAAAGCUUUCCUUUGUUGUUGUUAUAAAAAAUUAAAAAUUUUCUAAUGUUUAUAAAAAAAAAUAAAUCUAAUAUAUUUUGCUUAAA
This is a messenger RNA of Elgaria multicarinata webbii, 2019 nucleotides long. RefSeq lists its product as uncharacterized. NCBI's taxonomy places the organism in Eukaryota, Metazoa, Chordata, Lepidosauria, Squamata, Anguidae. The coding region runs from base 301 to 1725 and encodes 474 amino acids. The transcript is spliced from 5 exons. The record is from RefSeq and is a predicted model, not a curated record.